Ilex paraguariensis (yerba mate) is the source of this 525-nucleotide messenger RNA. NCBI's taxonomy places the organism in Eukaryota, Viridiplantae, Streptophyta, Magnoliopsida, Aquifoliales, Aquifoliaceae. The record is from the annotation of a GenBank genome assembly.
AUGCUAUCAAGUCUAGCUGGCAGAACUUGCCACCGUCCUGGAAGGGGUCAGAUCCUUGUGGCAGCAGUUGGGACGGUAUUGCAUGUACCAAUUCACACGUUACCUCCAUCCAACUCUCAUCGCAGAAAAUUAGCAGGCGUGCUUGUGUCGGGCAGCCAGUUUGGCGACAUUGCAUCAUUCACCAAUUUACAGUUUUUGGAUCUUUCAAAUAACAUAGGUCUGAAAGGAACUCUUCCACCAUCAAUUGGGAAUUUAAAGAAUCUGACGACCCUAAUGCUGGUUGGUUGCAGUUUCUUUGGUCCAAUUCCAGACUCAAUAGGAUCUCUGCAGCUGCUAGUUUUUCUAGCUCUGAAUUCUAACAGCUUCAGUGGACCAAUUCCACCUUCUAUUGGUAAUCUAUUGAAUCUUUCAUGGCUAGAUUUAAGUGACAAUCAGCUAAAUGGAACCAUUCCAGUAUCCAGUGGACCUACUCCUGGUUUGGAUAUGCUAAUUAAAGCAAAACACUUGUACGCUCUACCUCGUUAA